AUGGCACCGAAAGCUCAAGCUUUGUUUUCACAAAUACCGCCAAAGUCCACAGGUCCCCGGAAGUCUGUCUUGGUGAUCGACCAUGGUUCAAACAAAUCAGGCGUGAUUCCUGCAGGCUUCGAGGAUAUGGAAAGCAAUGCAAUCUCUCCAAUAAUAAUUUCACCCAAUGGUGACAUGGUCAUUGAAUAUGCUGAUCCAUCUUCGGACAAAGGCAGCAUGCUCUGGCAAGUAUCCCAUGAUUUACUCAUUACAAAGAGUAUCUAUUUCAAGAAUUUGCUACAUCCACAAAAGUUUUCUGAAGGGGCAAAGUUUGCACAACAACUGAAAACUAUUCAUGCAAGCCUCGAGUCAAAACCGCAUGCCAGCCUCAAGGGUAGCCCAAAUCGAGUGACUCUGCCCGUGGUAGUGAUCAAUCCAAACUCAACUAUAAGGCUGUGUGGCGCAGAUAUCCUUGGUCUUUUCUUGAAGGUUCUGUGCUUGGAAUCUAUGGAUGAUCCUGUCAGGGAGCUUUUUGAAGACGCUUUGAAAAUUGAGUCAACCUCAGUCAUUGCGAAAGUGAUUCAAAUUGCCGACUCUUUAAACUCGCCUGAGGCUCUUGGGAGGCUACUUCGUUCCUCGGGCUAUCAAUAUGGAAAGAAAGGGAGCGUAUCAUUCUCGUCCUUUAGUCCUCAACUCUUGAAUAUGAGUGAAGAUCGUAUUAGGCAGAUCAUUCUGAUCUCGAGUACUCUUCAAAAUUACGAUAUCACCCGCGUCAUGACUCAUACUCUUAUACUGUUGGGCUCGAAGUAUUGGCAUCAUGGACCACAUCUUCCCGACGAUGACUAUCUUGCAUGGCAGUAUCUGCCUGAAAGAGUCGAAGAGGAGCUUUAUUACCGACGGCAGUGUAUUAUGGCCACCAUAGUGGAUUUACAAGCAUACUUUCUACGUGCGUACGGCGUUCUGGAGAAUGUCAACACCAAACCAACCCCGCAGUUUCAAUGCAAGGCAGGACUGGCGAACGGGAGCCAGUGCGAUGUGUUCCAAGCGGGUCAGCUUGUACGCUUCUUCAUCAUGCGAAGUAAAUCAGUCUUCCUUGGGUCAAAUUUGAUUGAUCCAGAGUUCACCUUCAACCCCGGCAAUGAAGGCUCAGAAUCUCAGAUCAAUCAAUCAGAUCUCUUCGAUUCAUGCGAUAUAAUUUCCACCCUCAAAACUUUAAAAGAGUACCCGGACUACCAUGUCGAUCCCAAUCAUGGAAGUUGUGGGAUAAAACGUCGAAUCACGCCGAUUAUCCCAUAUAUCGAGAAUAUGCUCUUGCAUCCGAUGAGCCUUGUCGGGGUUGAUUAUGGGAAAUGGCGGGAGCCAUCCACCCAUCAAGCAACACAAUGGAAGACUACCACAAGGGCCCACUGUGUUGAAAUUGGCCAGUCGGGCUUUGCAAUCCAAAACGCUGAAAAUGGACCCUGGCGUAAUCUUAUGGCCAUGGGUAGAGAUGAUACCACAUGCAGGCUUGUAUUUACUGCUCGUCAACACAAGUGGGAGGUAUGA
Penicillium verhagenii is the source of this 1524-nucleotide messenger RNA. RefSeq lists its product as uncharacterized. The transcript has 2 exons. The coding region runs from base 1 to 1524 and encodes 507 amino acids. Lineage: Eukaryota; Fungi; Ascomycota; Eurotiomycetes; Eurotiales; Aspergillaceae. The record is from RefSeq and is a predicted model, not a curated record.